UAUUUAGGUUAUCAACAUGACGGCCGAAGAAACAGUGAAUGUAAAGGAGGUUGAAAUCAUUAAGCUAAUUUUAGACUUUUUGAAUUCAAAGAAGCUUCACAUUAGUAUGUUGGCUCUUGAGAAGGAAAGUGGAGUCAUAAAUGGCCUAUUUUCAGACGAUAUGCUGUUCCUGAGGCAACUAAUCCUUGAUGGUCAGUGGGAUGAAGUUCUUCAGUUCAUUCAGCCUCUAGAAUGUAUGGAAAAAUUUGACAAAAAAAGGUUUCGGUAUAUUAUCCUGAAACAGAAGUUUUUAGAAGCUUUAUGUGUUAACAAUGCAAUGUCAGCAGAAGAUGAACCCCAGCAUUUGGAAUUUACCAUGCAAGAAGCUGUGCAAUGUUUGCAUGCCUUAGAAGAGUACUGUCCUUCUAAAGAUGAUUAUAGCAAGCUCUGUUUGCUUUUGACUUUGCCUCGUCUGACCAAUCAUGCUGAAUUUAAGGAUUGGAAUCCCAGCACUGCACGAGUCCACUGUUUUGAAGAGGCUUGUGUCAUGGUUGCAGAAUUCAUCCCUGCUGAUAGGAAGCUAAGUGAGGCUGGUUUUAAAGCAAGUAACAAUCGUUUAUUUCAGCUUGUGAUGAAGGGCCUGCUUUAUGAAUGUUGUGUAGAAUUUUGUCAAAGUAAAGCAACUGGAGAAGAAAUUACAGAAAGUGAAGUACUUCUUGGCAUUGACCUCUUAUGUGGUAAUGGUUGUGAUGAUUUGGAUCUGAGUCUAUUGUCAUGGCUUCAGAACCUUCCAUCUUCUGUCUUCUCUUGUGCUUUUGAACAGAAAAUGCUUAAUAUUCAUGUUGACAAACUUCUGAAGCCCACAAAAGCUGCAUAUGCUGAUCUUUUGACUCCUCUUAUCAGCAAACUUUCUCCCUAUCCAUCGUCUCCCAUGAGAAGGCCCCAGUCAGCAGAUGCAUAUAUGACCCGCUCUCUGAAUCCUGCUCUGGAUGGCCUCACUUGUGGACUAACCAGUCAUGAUAAGAGAAUUUCAGACCUUGGAAACAAAACUUCUCCAAUGUCGCAUUCCUUUGCUAACUUCCAUUAUCCAGGGGUUCAGAAUCUGAGUAGAAGUCUCAUGCUUGAGAAUACAGAAUGUCACAGUAUUUAUGAAGAAUCCCCUGAACGAAGUGAUACACCUGUUGAGACACAGAGGCCUAUUAGUGAAGUCCAGGGCCAGAGUUCAGUUUCAGAAAAAGAGCCUGCAAAUGGAGCCCAGGAUCCAGGACCCGCUAAGCAAGAAAAAAAUGAGCUUCGAGACUCAACAGAACAAUUUCAAGAAUAUUAUCGGCAAAGAUUACGCUUUCAACAACACUUAGAGCAGAAGGAGCAACAGCGGCAGAUGUACCAACAGAUGCUGCUCGAAGGCGGUGUCAGUCAGGAAGAUGGUCCUGAUCAGCAGCAGAAUCUUACUGAGCAAUUCCUUAAUAGAAUGUCAUUCUAUUUCUGUUCAUGCAGCUCAUCCGAACAUUCUGUCAUUAAGCCACCUUUUGGAGAUUCUUCAGGGAUUCUAUCAAGGUCCAGAGGGGAAGAGGAUGACAAGUCAAAAAAACAAUUUGUUUGUAUUAAUACUCUGGAAGACACACAAGCUGUUAGAGCAGUGGCUUUCCAUCCAGGUGGUGGUUUAUAUGCUGUUGGCUCAAAUUCAAAAACUCUGAGAGUAUGUGCCUAUCCGGAAGUUAUUGAUCCAAGUGCACAUGACAUCCCUAAGCAACCAGUGGUGCGUUUUAAAAGGAAUAAACACCAUAAAGGAUCCAUUUACUGCGUGGCCUGGAGUCCUUGUGGGCAGUUACUAGCAACAGGAUCAAAUGACAAAUACGUCAAAGUGUUGCCCUUCAAUGCAGAGACCUGUAACGCCACAGGACCGGAUCUGGAAUUUAGCAUGCAUGAUGGGACAAUUAGAGACUUGGCAUUCAUGGAAGGCCCGGAAAGUGGUGGAGCUAUUUUAAUAAGUGCUGGAGCAGGGGACUGUAACAUUUAUACAACUGACUGUCAGCGAGGACAGGGCCUCCAUGCUCUGAGCGGGCACACCGGACAUAUUUUAGCACUUUAUACCUGGAGUGGCUGGAUGAUUGCAUCUGGGUCUCAAGAUAAGACCGUUAGAUUCUGGGACCUUCGAGUACCAAGUUGUGUUCGUGUUGUUGGUACAACCUUCCAUGGAACUGGCAGUGCAGUGGCAUCUGUAGCUGUAGACCCCAGUGGCCGUCUUUUAGCCACAGGACAAGAAGAUUCUAGCUGCAUGCUGUAUGAUAUAAGAGGAGGGCGAAUGGUGCAGAGCUACCACCCUCACUCCAGUGAUGUUCGCUCUGUUCGGUUCUCCCCUGGAGCUCACUACUUACUAACAGGAUCCUAUGACAUGAAAAUCAAGGUGACAAACCUACAAGGAGACCUCACUAAGCAGCUUCCCAUCAUGGUGGUGGGGGAGCACAAGGACAAAGUGAUUCAGUGCCGGUGGCACACCCAGGACCUGUCCUUCCUGUCAUCCUCCGCAGACAGAACUGUAACCCUCUGGACUUACAGUGGCUAGAGUGCACCCAGUGUCUCCAUGCAGUGAAAGCACAGAGACUUAAAGACUGCUGGGUUAUGGAAGUCACAGAUUUGAAGAACAUAGACCGACCAAGGAAGUGGCUUAGCAGGAGGCGGCCCCUCUUCCCAUGUUCCCUUUGAUAGGAGGUGUUGGGUGCUGGUGUUCUGCGUGCUUUCAGUCUUCCCUGUGAGCUCGUGCUGCUGUGACCUGCUAUGUGUAGUCUUGUUGCCAAAGUCCACAGAAGAGCUCGUAUAUUGUCAAUGUGCACUCCAAGGUCAAGGUGGACGAUGUGUUUACGGUUUAGUAUUAAAUGCAUUCCUUGGUCUUUGCCUAAAUAACAGUUUUGUAUACACAUUGAACUUUGAACUCUAAGCAUAUUAUUACAAUGUAAUGCAGCCAAGUUCUACACAAAUUAGACAUAGGUGUUCAGAAAUGACUUUUGCUUUUCUCACAAUCCCAUGAUAUUGUACCAUUUGUCAGCUAGAGGUCAGAAUUUUAUAUAUCUCAAAAGUUAUAUGGUUUUUACUACGGAUCAUUAUGGAGUUAAAGAUGAAAGGAAAACUGCUUCUUAGUUCAUCAUGUGAUACAGGCCUUUUUUCCAAAAACCAGGGAUAUAAUUAUUAUUUUGUUCAUUUUUUUGUUUGUUUCAGGGUUAAAAGGUAAAUGCAUUUGCUUCAGAAAUUCGCUAAUUUCAGUUUUUUGAAUGCAACAAGAUACCUCCCUCCUAAACUGUACUGUAGUGGCAGAGCGGCAGCCUUGUGAUGUGAUGCAACACUUGAUGGUACAGUGAACUUCCUGGCUAGCAUUUCUCCUCUUACAAUGAAAAAUUUUACCAUAGACUGUAGCAUGGCUUGAAAUGCUAUGUCUGCAUGAUAAUUAAAAAUGAAAAAUUUAAACUUUGCACUCCAAAAGCUUAUUUGGAUUUUUUUUUGCACUGUUUUAUGUAAUGCAGAAUAAUUUUAUUUCUACGGCAUUGUAGAUCCUAACAUUUAUGUAUCUUAUUUUCAUAUUGUACAGUAAUUUUACUUUAAGUUAUUAAAUAGGCUAUUUUAUUUAUUUCAAAUGCAGUUGAGUUGGUUUCUAAUUUUUGAACUGUCUGUGCACUGUAUGUAGCAAGCAUUUUUAACCUAUUGUAUACAAGUGGAAAGGGUAUUAGAAGUGUAACUGUGCUGUUAUUUCAAUAAAGACCUCUUGA
Molecule: messenger RNA, 3740 nt
Organism: Condylura cristata (star-nosed mole)
Lineage: Eukaryota; Metazoa; Chordata; Mammalia; Eulipotyphla; Talpidae
Gene: WDR47
Product: WD repeat domain 47
Exons: 13
Coding region: 17-2545 (842 amino acids)
Molecular function (GO): protein binding
Source: RefSeq, a predicted model, not a curated record